Molecule: messenger RNA, 843 nt
Organism: Neohortaea acidophila
Lineage: Eukaryota; Fungi; Ascomycota; Dothideomycetes; Mycosphaerellales; Teratosphaeriaceae
Product: ABC transporter domain-containing protein
Exons: 2
Coding region: 1-843 (280 amino acids)
Molecular function (GO): ATP binding; ATP hydrolysis activity
Source: RefSeq, a predicted model, not a curated record
AUGGGGUCCAAGCAAGCACCAAGCAUUCAGGUCAAGAACCUCACAUUCGCCUUCCCAGACGGCACCACGGGACUGCAGAACAUCAACCUUGAUCUGCCGGGUGGUUCUCGCACUCUGUUAAUUGGCGCAAAUGGCGCGGGCAAGACCACCCUUCUGCGCCUCCUCUCCGGCAAGCGCAUGUCCCCGAGCGGCACCGUGAGCAUCGCCGGCAUCGAUCCGUUCACCACCGGUUUGGAAGGUGUCACGUAUCUCGGACUGGAGUGGGUGCUGAAUCCCAUUGUGCGAUCCGACAUUGCCGUCCCGGAGCUCCUGAAGUCCGUUGGAGGCGACCACUAUCCUGAGCGAAGGGAUGAGCUUGUUCGUAUCCUCGAUGUGGACCUCUCCUGGCAUCUCCAUGCUGUCUCUGACGGCGAGCGACGCCGUGUCCAGCUCUGCAUGGGCUUGCUGCGACCUUGGACGGUUCUACUCCUCGACGAAAUUACUGUGGAUCUGGAUCUGCUCAGCAGACACAACUUUCUCGCCUUCCUGAAACAGGAGACGGAGAGUCGCGACUGCACGAUUGUCUACGCCACGCAUAUCCUCGACAACUUGGCCGCCUGGCCGAGUCACCUUGUCCAUAUGUCUCUGGGCAAGGUGAAGAAGUGGGGCGAGAUAGAUUCCUUCGAAGUUCCGGAGACGGAUGGCGGAGCGGAAGGGAAUAGUAGGCUCGGCCAGUUGGUGUUGAAAUGGCUGAAAGAGGACUUGAAAGAAAGAGGGCCGAGGAACGGGCAUGGCUUUGAAGGACGAGCCUACCAGCAUCUUACAGAGGUCAAGGGCGGCUAUGGCUUUGAGUCGAAGAAGUGA